This is a messenger RNA of Uranotaenia lowii, 1271 nucleotides long. RefSeq lists its product as uncharacterized. NCBI's taxonomy places the organism in Eukaryota, Metazoa, Arthropoda, Insecta, Diptera, Culicidae. Bases 164 to 1246 code for a protein of 360 amino acids. The record is from RefSeq and is a predicted model, not a curated record. The transcript has a single exon.
AGGUAUAUCGAUUUAAAAUUUUUUAAGCGUGUGGAAAGUGCUUUUCAAGCCGUCGAAAACAAAAUAAAAAGUUCAAAUUUCCCAGUGAAAACCAAUCAUCCACAACAGGUUGCUGCAGUAAUUUGAUUCUAAACAUAAAUUUCAAUCAACCGAAUAUAAAAAAAUGUUGUUCGAUGAGCUCGAUACGACGGAUGAGGAAUCCGAUUUGGUGAAGAAGAAAAAGAAAAACAAGAUUAAUGGAAAGCUGAAGCUUCAUACGAAGGAAGAUUUUUUCCCGGAAGGAUUGUACCGGGGGCCCAAUUCCGGUUGUCCUCUUCAAUUCUAUUGGCCGGUGUACAUCAGUGGCUUUAAGUUCGUUUCGCCGGAUCGCAGCACCUGGUACGAUCAAGUGGCAAGUUAUUUUGCCUUUUUCGGAUUGCCCACCAGGAUGAUAUACUUUUGCGAGUCGGAUGAAAAGCUUCUCCAGUUCCAGUUGCGAUACCAGGUGAUGGAUAUGCUUGUCUAUUUCAUUUCGGAGAAGGAUUACGCCAAAGCCAUUAGAAUCUGCCAUCGGGGAAUCAACCAUGGUUACCUGAUGAAUGUAACCUGCGGUCGAGUUCACGAUCAGUUUGAUUGGUCCAGGAGUUGCUUGUUCAAUGAGGCGGCCACCGAUUACGUAACUAUUCAAGAUACUUACCUAUACCCGCUAGAGUUUUUGGCCGAGAGAAUAUUCCUAAAAUUCGGGAAGGUUGAAUUCGUCUCUCGGUUGACUGCGACGAAAUUUGCUGUUCAAUUCGAAACCAAGGAAGAGAUGUACAAAGCAUUGAGAAGUCAAAUGAUGUUUGUCCCAUUCGAUAACUUUUCCGUUCUCUGCAAGCAACGUUUUGUUGAGUCUGAUGUCCUGUCAGACAUAAGGCGUUUGAUAGCAACGGAUCCUUUUUUUAUGGUCAUGUUGCCGAAGCCACAUAUAAUAAAAUUUUUCCUGCUAGGAAAAACGCCUUAUGUGGGAAGCGCUUGGAGGCAAUCUCGAUACCCAAUUCUAUCCGAGUGGGCAAAAGGACAGCUGGCGUCGAGGAAAAAACCUGCCACUCAAGAGAACACCAUUGCCGCAGUGCAGUCUCAAAUGGAAAAUCUACUUAUCAAUCCGAAAAACAUAAAGCUGAUUAACGAUUUUUUGAGAGCUCGGGGCGCACCUAAAACUUCCCGCCAGUUCGCCAAAAACUGUGUGCGAAAAAUCCUUGAGUGCGAAUUGACAUCAGAUACUUGAAAGCAAAUAAAUAAAUGAUAAACGA